Messenger RNA from Exophiala viscosa, 2082 nucleotides. RefSeq names its product DNA polymerase alpha subunit B. NCBI's taxonomy places the organism in Eukaryota, Fungi, Ascomycota, Eurotiomycetes, Chaetothyriales, Herpotrichiellaceae. The record is from RefSeq and is a predicted model, not a curated record. Gene Ontology annotation, biological process: DNA replication; DNA replication initiation. Gene Ontology annotation, molecular function: DNA binding. Gene Ontology annotation, cellular component: alpha DNA polymerase:primase complex. Bases 110 to 2041 code for a protein of 643 amino acids. The transcript has 4 exons.
AAACGCGUCUCCCAAUCCACUUAUUGUAGUACUGGUGACUUGCAAGCAACACUCUGACUAUUGUCGCUCUCCAAUCGUUAUAGAAGAGCAAGACGACUCACAGGACAAGAUGACCGACUCGAAGGAAAACCUCAACGCGGCAUUCGACCCUACAGGCACCGGCCUCUCGCCAGACAUCCUCGGCGUCCUCGAGUCGACUUCGCGCCUGCACUCUCUGACCGCGGACGAACUGUUCAUAAAAUGGGAAGUCUACUGCCUGAAGAUGGGCAGCGAGGAGACGCGGCUCGAUCUAGAAACGGCGCGGAUGUUCGCGAAGGAUGUGCAAGACGGUGUCGAGCGAGGCGAGGUCUAUAAUAAAGCACAGCUUGCGCCCAAGUCGGAGAGGAAGGGUGCCGUGCAUGCUACGCCUCGUGCUGGGGCGGCGGGAGGGGUCUUCGGGAUGCUCGACGAACUCACGCCGAAUGCUAUCCCACGACGCAAUGGCAGUGUCAAGAGGAAAGCGGACUUUGACUCGCCUGUGCCAAAUAAGAAAGUCAGUCGGACGGAUACGAAGACACCAGCGAAGAAGACGGAUGGACCUGCGGGGAUUCCAUUUCCCGAACGCCAGAACGCAGGACAAGUCGUCGAGACGCUGAACGAACACCUUCCCGCCGCAGGAGCACCGAUGGCUCCGUUCUCAGAUGCGCGAUUCCGCUUGAUUUCGAGAACGGACUUCAAAAAGUUCACAUACAAGCCCAUGUCGAUGCGGUUGUCAGACGCUUCGGAAAUCCUGGACGAGCGAAUCGAUGAUUUUCUAGCGCUGGUCCAAAAACAUCAUAACCUUGAGGACUCGGCGUUCGGAAACGCUGCGGCACAGAGUACAAGCGAGAUCAUUGCCGUGGGGAGGAUCGCGUCAGACACACCGGAAGGCAAACUCAACUCUGCGUCGCUCGUGCUGGAGAUGUCAAGACGGAUGGGCGCGGGACUGCGUGUGCCAUUGAAAGUCGACGCAUUGCCAGCAUAUCAAUUCUUCCCUGGUCAAAUCGUCGCGCUGAAAGGCACGAAUGCGUCUGGACUCUAUUUCACGGUCAAAGAAGUGCUCUCCGUGCCGAAAUUGCCUAUGCCGUCGUCGCUACCGAGCGAGAUCACCACGAUCAACGACAGACUCGAGGACUCUACGUCGUUACCCCUGAACGUCAUGAUCGCUUCUGGACCGUACACUGCGGACGAUAACCUCGAUUUCGAGCCGUUUCAAGCUAUCUGCGAAAAGGCCGCGGAGAACAUGGCGGACGCCCUGAUCCUGAGCGGACCUUUCCUUGACAUCGAACAUCCUAUGCUUGCGAGUGGGGAUUUCGAUAUCCCAGAAGUGCGAGGCCUGGAUCAAGAAGCUAGCAUGGCAGCAUUAUUUCGGGUUUGGAUAUCCGGACCGAUACAACGACUCUGCUCAGCUGUGCCGAGCAUCACUGUUAUCAUGAUCCCAAGUGUGCGCGACGUGAUCAGCAAGCAUGUCAGCUGGCCGCAGGAGCGACUGGUUAAGAAAGAUCUCCACCUGCCCAAACAAGUUACCAUGCUACCAAAUCCGUGUUUUGUGUCCUUGAACGAAGUGGUCUUUGCCAUUUCGUCACAAGAUGUCCUGUACGAACUCAGUCGGGAGCAGUUGUCUCAUGGCGCCGGGCCGGAUCUUUUGACAAGGCUGCCUGGGUAUCUGAUCGAGCAGAGACACUUCUUCCCCCUUUUCCCGCCCAUGUCGAGAGACAAAUUGUCGAGUAAUGGCGUGGUCAAGGCGACUGGGGCGUGUUUGGAUAUGGGUUUUAUGAAGCUCGGUGAAUGGAUGCAAGUCAAACCAGACAUUCUGGUCGUGCCGAGCAUGUUGACGCCUUCUGUCAAGGUCGUCGAUAGCGUCAUGGUGAUCAAUCCUGGACAAUUGUCCAAGCGGAAAGCCGCCGGGACGUACUCACAGAUUUCUCUGCAGCCGCGGAUCGUGGCCAAGGACGAGUCGUCGGCGAGAACUCUGCCUCAUAAUGUGUUCGAGCGUGCUAGGGUGGAUGUCGUGAGGAUAUAGAAAGACAAUGUGUCGUAGUCCCUGAAAGAGCAUAAUGGAUA